Molecule: messenger RNA, 1749 nt
Organism: Cryptomeria japonica (Japanese cedar)
Lineage: Eukaryota; Viridiplantae; Streptophyta; Pinopsida; Cupressales; Cupressaceae
Product: protein DETOXIFICATION 33
Exons: 2
Coding region: 88-1596 (502 amino acids)
Biological process (GO): xenobiotic detoxification by transmembrane export across the plasma membrane
Cellular component (GO): membrane
Molecular function (GO): antiporter activity; xenobiotic transmembrane transporter activity
Source: RefSeq, a predicted model, not a curated record
UACACUUAAAAAAUGAUUUAAGGCGCGAAGGAAUUUAUUGUUUAGGAUAGUUUGAAUUGGUAAGCGUUUGUGACAGAACGCCUAACAAUGGAGGAAGGGGUUCCGAGAUUGCCUCUGUUGAAUAGAAAAGCAGAGCAGAAGCUCAAUAGUGGAUCUGCUUGGACUCAUACGAGUGAUGAUCUUUCUUCUGAAAUCCUUUCAGUUUGUAAUCCCAAUGAGCUUGCUAAAGAGAGUUGGAUUGAAUCGAAGAAGCUCUGGUACAUUGCUGGCCCUGCAAUUUUCACAGCCAUUUGCCAAUAUUCCCUUGGAGCCAUUACACAGACCUUCGCCGGCCAUUUGGGGACCAUUGAGCUCGCUGCUGUGGCUAUUGAGAACUCUGUCAUAGCUGGACUGGCUUUCGGAACCAUGCUAGGCAUGGGCAGUGCUUUGGAGACACUAUGCGGCCAGGCCUUCGGAGCAGGGCAGAUACACAUGUUGGGAGUAUACAUGCAGAGGUCAUGGAUUAUACUGAAUAUCACAGCCCUAUUUCUGAGCCUUUUCUAUAUUUUUGCGCCCCCAAUAUUGAAGCUAUUUGGGCAAUCUGAUGAAAUUUCAGAUCUUGCAGGGAAGUUUGCCAUAUGGAUGCUUCCUCAGCUGUUUGCAUAUGCCCUGAAUUUUCCCAUCCAGAAAUUUUUACAGUCUCAGAGCAAGGUCAUGGCUAUGGCCUGGAUUUCCGCACUAGCCCUAGUCUUGCACAUUUUUUUGAGCUGGCUGUUUAUCUUGAAAUUAGGAUGGGGUUUAGUUGGGGUAGCGGUUACUCUGAAUUUGUCCUGGUGGAUAGUGGUUUUAGGGCAGCUGGCAUAUGUAGUUUCAGGGAGCUGCCCUGGUGCAUGGAAUGGACUGUCAUGGCAGGCGUUCAAAGAUUUGGGGGCAUUUGUGAGGCUCUCCUUCGCUUCUGCCGUGAUGCUGUGCCUUGAGUUUUGGUAUCUCAUGAUAUUGAUUGUCUUGACAGGUAAUCUUACAAACCCAGAAAUCGAAGUGGACUCCAUUUCAAUCUGCAUGAAUUUGAAUGGAUGGGAAAUGAUGAUAGCUGCGGGAUUCUAUGCUGCUGUCAGUGUAAGAGUAUCAAAUGAACUUGGAGCAAGACGCCCCUCAGCUGCCAAGUUCGCUGUAGUGGUGGUGACUUUAACCUCAACGGUGAUAGGCCUAUUCUUUAUGAUCCUGGUUUUCCUUACCAAAAAUGAUUUUCCAGUGCUUUUUACCAAUAGCAAAGCAGUUAUGGCAGCAGUAAGCAGCCUAUCCACCUUACUUGCCCUCACAAUGCUUCUCAACAGUGUGCAACCAGUUCUAUCAGGGGUAGCAGUAGGAGCAGGAUGGCAAGCACUGGUGGCCUAUGUGAACAUAGGCUGCUACUAUAUUGUUGGGGUGCCUCUCGGUAUUUUUCUGGGAUACAUGUUCAACCUUGGAGCCAAGGGUAUUUGGAGUGGCAUGAUUAGUGGAACCUUGCUACAGACAUUGAUUCUUUUGUUUAUCACAUGGAGGACAGACUGGAACAGAGAGGCCUCAGAAGUCCAAGAUAGGAUUAAGGUAUGGGGAGGUUCAGUAGACCCCAUCUAAUGUAAUGUUGGUUUUUCCUUUCCUUCUUAGGUUGUGGGAGGCGGAUUUUGUAAUGGAGGGAGUUAGUUUGUUUUGGGGGAGAGAAUUUUAUAUGGAGUUGUGGCUCUUUGUGACAUCUUUUUGUUAGAAAUGGAAAAUGAAUGAUUACUGUGA